AUGACUAAGGAUAAAGCUGAGUUGGAGGGGAGGUUAUCGGCUAUGAGAGCCAGGAGGAGUAGUAGGGACGCGAGCGAUAUCUGGUCGACGACAGCGGAAUGUAUAAGGGAGGCAGAGAAAGAGGUGUUGAGGGUCUCGAUGGAUUACUCUGGCAGGCACAAAGGUGACUGGUGGUGGAAUAAAGUGGUCCAAGGUAAUAUGGAAGAAGGUGGCGUAACUAAAGUUAGUAGGGAGCACAAGCGAGGAGGAGAGGAGAGCGAACAAAGAGAGGAAUUGGAGGAGAAAGGCGGGGAGAAGAAGUUAUUUCAGCUAUCCAAGGCGAGAGAGAGGAAGGCUCAAAAUCUGGACCAAGUGAGGUGCAUCAAAGACGAGGACGGUAGAGAAUUGAUGGGAGAGGCCCAGAUUAAGCGGAGAUGGCAGACUACUUUCAUAAACUUCUGA
Molecule: messenger RNA, 441 nt
Organism: Nicotiana attenuata
Lineage: Eukaryota; Viridiplantae; Streptophyta; Magnoliopsida; Solanales; Solanaceae
Exons: 2
Coding region: 1-441 (146 amino acids)
Source: RefSeq, a predicted model, not a curated record